Durio zibethinus is the source of this 875-nucleotide messenger RNA. It is a transcript of the gene CRR3, whose product is annotated as chlororespiratory reduction 3. The record is from RefSeq and is a predicted model, not a curated record. Gene Ontology annotation, cellular component: chloroplast thylakoid membrane; NAD(P)H dehydrogenase complex (plastoquinone). Gene Ontology annotation, biological process: photosynthetic electron transport in photosystem I. Lineage: Eukaryota; Viridiplantae; Streptophyta; Magnoliopsida; Malvales; Malvaceae.
AAGAGCAAACUAACAAAACCAAAAUACGAAACAGGGAACUCCAAAAAGCAUGGCUUGCUUAUCCUGCAGUUCUAUUCAUAUUUCCAUUUCCAUGCCCAAAGCUUUUGCUCUUCCCUUUGCCUCUCUUACCAACAAUCCCUCUCGUCCCCAAGAAAUGAAAACAAAUCCUAAACCCAAAACUAGAACACGUCCAAGAAGAAGGAGACAAGGUUUGCACCAACAAAAGCCGCAGCCUCCUUCCAUCAUCCAAAUUGAACGUGCCAUUGGUGCAGGCUCCUUCCGUGACGCUGACUCCAGUGAUUUGGAGCAAAGGAGGAAGACGAUAUUUGAUGGGCUUUUGCCUAUUACUAGUGGUAAAUUUGAAGGAGCAAUUGAGAAGAAGCUCCGCGAGACUGGAGAGUGGAUUGGUAGCAGUACUGAAGCAACCUUUCGUUCCUCUGGAAAGAGAAUUCUGUUGGUUGUUCUCCAAUGGAUCUUACCAAUUUGGACCUUUUCUCUCCUAGUGGCUUCCGGAGUCAUAAAGCUACCAUUCAGCACACCUCUGAUUGACGACCUGAUCAUGUGAAACUAGAUUCAAUACUAGCCUCCCAAAUAUUUUUCUUCUGAUUUGUGUACCUGGUAAGUGGCUGUGUUUCCUUCCAGCUUAAAGCCAGUUGUAGACCUUGAGUUUUAUAACGACUCCCCAGGUAAAGACAUUAGUUUCAGUUGCCAUAAAUACAUCUAGAUGUGAUAUGAUUAUGUAUUUCUGAAUUUUGAUAAUUGCUAAAAAACGGACAUUUUUGCUGCAUGAUCUUUUGGUAGCAUUUGCCUUAUACUAUAUUUUUCUUGAUUAAUUUGUAGUUGAUUUCUUGUUAUAAUGUAAUCAAGACUUGCCC